Messenger RNA from Nymphaea colorata (pocket water lily), 854 nucleotides. RefSeq lists its product as uncharacterized. The transcript is spliced from 2 exons. Gene Ontology annotation, cellular component: nucleus. NCBI's taxonomy places the organism in Eukaryota, Viridiplantae, Streptophyta, Magnoliopsida, Nymphaeales, Nymphaeaceae. Gene Ontology annotation, biological process: regulation of nuclear division; negative regulation of ubiquitin protein ligase activity. The record is from RefSeq and is a predicted model, not a curated record. Bases 64 to 696 code for a protein of 210 amino acids.
UGGAUGCGAAGAGCUCUCUCUCACAACGAGCUCAUAGGCCGCUUCCUCAUCUAGGUGAUAGGCAUGGCGGAUACGAUAGCUCAGAAACCCUGCGUUCAGCCGUCCAGCGGUUUCUGUCCUGCUACCGGCAAGAAGAUGGCCGGACACUCUGACGCCGGCCGUGGAGUCUGUCCGAGUACGGAAGCUUCAGCCGGUAAUCCCAUAGCAGCGGAUAGUCAUGACAAGGAGAACUGUACCGCCGGCGGUGUGAGGAUAUGUUCGAGAAGGAGAAGCCCUUUACCUUCAUGGUAUCACCGUACCCCUCUUAGGGACGUGACAGCCAUCGUCAGGGCGAUGGAAAGUAGAAAGCAUGAGAAGAAAUCGCUAUCUGCGGUGAAUUCUCCGGUGGGAGAGAUAGCAGAUGAAGGGAUAGGGGAGGCCAGCCCCGUGUCUAAGGUGUCCACAUGGUCGUCGCCCUGCACUCCUGUUUCCUCUUCCAGCCCCCUCCACAUAUUUGUUGAUGAAGCCACGCCCGUCGCAGCCACGGGGCGCCGGUACUCGGUGGCAUGGAUGGCCGCCCAAUGGAUGAUUCCGGCGGCCGUCACCAGCUGUGACGAUAAAGGAUGUCGGAGAUCCACCCAGGAACUCAACUUUGGGAAGGUGAAGGAUUUUCCAGCGAGGAUUGCUCAGAGAAGCUCGCUGAUGAGCAUGCGGUGAGAAGGAAACUACUUGUUUCGGAGAAAGCUCAGAGAGAGGAAGAAAGAAAGAGAAAAGAGAGGCCCUAUCAAUAUCAUGUGUACGAAUAGCCGCUCAACGAUCUGAGCCAUUUAAGAUCGAUCGAUCAAUGUUUUAGAAAAUUACAAAAACUUGAAUAA